This is a messenger RNA of Puccinia graminis f. sp. tritici CRL 75-36-700-3, 464 nucleotides long. RefSeq lists its product as uncharacterized. The transcript is spliced from 3 exons. The record is from RefSeq and is a predicted model, not a curated record. The coding region runs from base 1 to 438 and encodes 145 amino acids. Lineage: Eukaryota; Fungi; Basidiomycota; Pucciniomycetes; Pucciniales; Pucciniaceae.
AUGACGGCUUCCCCGGAUGAUGAAGAAUGGCAUCAGCUGGUGGAUGAAUAUCUCCAGGGAAGUGCCGAGUUUGGACUAACUUCGCCAGAAAACGGAGGCCGGUCCUACGUCCGCGAAGGGCAAAAUUCAUCGAAGCGAGGGCGAGUUGAUCCGUUGGGAAUGCCCGAGGCGAAUGGGAUGUCCGCAUCAGCCUCUGAAUCAGAAUCACGCUUGAUAAAAGAAUUUGGUCUUCCGAAUGCACUACCACCCACCAGCAAGAAACAGAAGUCAGGAGUGGCCAGCCGAUUACAGCUAAAAAGAAUGGGAUUGGUGAUCAACCUGGCCCUUGUCAACUUCAUUUGCAUGAUGAAUCCUGGAAGCAAUGCCAAUCACAUCCCAGUAGUAAAACAUUUCAUGAAUUUAUGGAAACAACUGUGCCACCACAUAAUUUUCCUUUGAGCUCCUCUAGAAUUGCCUUCGAUAGC